Dunckerocampus dactyliophorus (ringed pipefish) is the source of this 2930-nucleotide messenger RNA. RefSeq names its product tripartite motif-containing protein 16-like. The coding region runs from base 31 to 1755 and encodes 574 amino acids. The record is from RefSeq and is a predicted model, not a curated record. The transcript is spliced from 8 exons. Lineage: Eukaryota; Metazoa; Chordata; Actinopteri; Syngnathiformes; Syngnathidae. Gene Ontology annotation, molecular function: protein binding; zinc ion binding.
UCAACAGAGUCGCCCUGUCCCAGGUAGGAAAUGGCAGCAGCGACAAUCUCUGUAGAACAGGACCAGUUCAGCUGUUCUGUGUGCCUGGAGGUCCUGAGAGACCCAGUGACCAUCCCAUGCGGACACAGCUACUGCCUGGGCUGCAUCGAGGACUACUGGAACAGAACCAAGCAGAAGGGCCAGUACAGCUGCCCUCAGUGCAGGCAGGUGUUCAGCCCGAAACCUCAGCUAAACAGGAACACUGUGCUGGGCGAGCUGGUGGAGAAGUUGGUGCAGAGUGGACUUCAAGAGCCAGCAGGACCUCCAGUUUCCACGGAAGAGGUGAAAUGUGGAGUUUGUACUGGCAAGAAAAGCAACGCCGUGACGUCUUGCGUCACGUGCACGGAGUCUUACUGCGCGGCUCACCUGCGGGCUCACGACGAGCGCUUCCGUGGGCGCGGCCACAGCCUGGUUCCGGCCGCAGUCGGACAAACGACAACUAAACGUUCUAAAGAGAAGUUAUGUCCUUAUCACCACAAAGUAGUGAGGAGCUACUGCCGAGUGGACCAUGAGGGCGCAUGCUCGCGGUGUGUGAAAAGUCAACACAAGGGUCAUGAGGUCGUGCAACUGGUGGACGAGCGUACAGAACAACAGAGAAAACUCCAAGAAGCAUCUUUGAAGUGCGAGCAGAACCUAAAGGAUGCGGAGAAGGAGCUACGAUAUGUUGUCAGAUACAUUAAACACGCCACUGAGGCGGCAGUGGAGGAAAGCGAGAGGAUCUUCUCCAAGCUUAUCCGCACCAUUGAGAAGCAUAGGAGCGACGUGAAGGAGAUGAUCCGAGGCCGUGAGCGGGUGGCCCUCACUCAGGCCGAGCAGCUUCUGGAGAAGGUGGAGCGUGAGAUGACAGAGUUAAGGAGGGGCGAGGCGGAGCUGGAGAAGCUCUCUCGGAUGGAUGACCAUCUCCACUUCCUUCAGAAGUGCAGAUCCCUUCAUUUCCCAUCCAAGAGGGUGCAGACUCCCAACACGGACACAUUUCCCUACUUGAUGUAUAAAAGCAUCAGAGGUGGCCUGGCCGAGCUGAGGGACAGUCUGGAUGAAAGCCUCCAGAGAGAAUUUAACAGAAUCUCAGAUAAAGUGUUUUCACUAAAGGAAACAAGCAAUCCAAAUCCCUCAGAAAAGACCAAAGUAACUCUAGAUUCUCACAUACUAUAUGACUCAGAACCAAAGACCAGAGAAGAAUUUCUACACUAUACCCAAGAUUUAACACUGGACCUCAACACCGCCAACCCAUACCUGAGCUUGUCCGAGGGCCACAGAGCGGUGACCACACGCUCCGAGCCCCAGCCAUACCCCGAGCACCCUGACCGCUUCACCAGCUGGGCUCAGGUACUGUGUCGCGCCGGUAUGGCGGGCCGCUGCUACUGGGAGGUGGAGUGGGCCGGUAAGGGUGGGGCUUCUGUGGGCGUUUGCUACAGAAGCAUGAGCAGGAGCGGUGGCGGCAGCGACAGCAAACUGGGCCACAACUCCAAAUCCUGGAGCCUGGACUGCACGCACGGCGGGUGUAUGUUUCGGCACGACAAGCACAGCGUUAGCUUGGCCAUACCAUGUGGCAACAGGAUAGGAGUGUAUCUGAACUUUAGGGGUGGUGUUUUGUCCUUCUACAACGUGUCUGAUAGCAUGGUUCACCUUCACAGUGUCCAGACUACGUUCAGCCAGCCUGUGUAUCCAGGAUUUUGGGUGGGUUUGGGGUCUACUUUGAAGUUGUGUUCCCUGUAAAGACUUAGGCCACAGUAUUAGUUACACCUGCACAGUGUAACGAGAUGCCUUGAGGUGCUUAUCCAAAUUUGGAUUGUCCUACUCUGACUUGACCUCAGACUGUGCAGGUCUGCCUAUUGUCAUAGCCAGUGCUAAUAUGAAGAGGCCAAAUAAGGCAGAAGUUGCUCAGGGAUUUUUUUAAAUUUUAAUUAUAUGUACCAAUAAGCAGCAUUUUGUUCAUAUCUUAUUGAAGGCAGCAACGUCGACACUUUGGACCUGUAAGAGUGAGCAAAACUCAGUGCAUGUUUGCUAGAUUUUGUAUUUCAAAGCAGUUUUCUACAUUAAAUAAAUGAAAGAUUUUUGCACUCAAAAACUUUGUGUUUUAUUUUAUUUGUUUUUGUACUCACAUAGUCCUCAAACUUGGUGAUCUCCUCCUCCAAGAUGUCUGUACCCACUUUGUCGUCCUCCACCACACAGUUGAUCUGCAGCUUUUUGAUGCCAUAGCCCACUGGCACCAGCUUGGAAGCCCCCCACAGGAGCCCGUCCAUCUGCACCGAACGCACGCACUCCUCCAGCUUAGUCAUGUCUGUCUCGUCGUCCCACUGAAAGAACAAAAAAUGUAAGCUGGCUACUAAACGUAGACUACUAAAACAGUAGAGCAGUGUUACUUACAGGCUUGACGUCCAAUAAGAUUGACGACUUGGCGAUCAAGACAGGCUUCUUAGCCUUCUUGGCGGCAUACGCCUCUAUGCGUUCCUGCUUGAGGCGAGCCGCCUCCUCAUCUUCGUCAUCAGUACCGAACAGGUCAAUAUCAUCGUCGUCAUCGCAAUUCUCUUCCACCACAACUUUUUUGGCUGGGGCAACCUGAAUGAGCUCGGCCUAGUUGGAGAAAAAAAGAUUAAAGAGGCGACAGACGUAAAUAGAAGUGUUUCUCCCCUUGCCUUCUUCUACCUUGACUGCGGGUACAGUGGCUGGUGCAGGGGUCUUCUCCAGCUGAGCCACUCUGGACUCCAGUUUCUGCAGGGCGGCCCUCAUGUCCCCCACCACUGAAACAAAGCAUCUCAGUUAGCUUGUCAUGCAAACAUAAAAGUUUAAAUGUGCUAACCUUUGUGCAAAGUCUGGUUCUCCAAUUCCAGGCUCUUCAUGCGUGCAAUCAGGUCCUGGUCUCCAGCUGAAUGUGAGGAAGACUGGAAGGA